Cladophialophora psammophila CBS 110553 is the source of this 399-nucleotide messenger RNA. RefSeq lists its product as uncharacterized. Lineage: Eukaryota; Fungi; Ascomycota; Eurotiomycetes; Chaetothyriales; Herpotrichiellaceae. Bases 1 to 399 code for a protein of 132 amino acids. Gene Ontology annotation, biological process: phosphorelay signal transduction system. The transcript has a single exon. The record is from RefSeq and is a predicted model, not a curated record.
AUGGUAGGCUGCACAGCAUACAAUGCAAAUCAUGGAACUGAGGCAUUGGAUUUUCUACCCCGGACGAGAGAAUGGCACGACUAUCAGCCCAUCCAGAAGAUCAAGACUCCAUCAUCUAAUCUGGACAUUGAUAUUAACUGCAUAUUGACGGACGUGGAGAUGUCGGUUUUGGAAGGCUUAACCUGCACACGGCGGAUACGGGAAUUGCAGCACAAAGGCAAGUUGAAGAGACACAUCCACAUCAUUACCAUCACCCCGGAUGCCUAUGCGGAGCAGAUCGAGGCGGCUUUCGAGGCGGGUGUUGACGACGUCUUGCCCAAGCAAUUUCGAGUCGUGGAGCUGCUAGGAAAGAUUGAGAAUUACAGGAAGAAGGACAAAAGUUCAGUCGCUGAUGAAUAG